This is a messenger RNA of Penicillium diatomitis, 2940 nucleotides long. RefSeq names its product IQ calmodulin-binding motif domain protein. The record is from RefSeq and is a predicted model, not a curated record. The transcript has a single exon. The coding region runs from base 1 to 2940 and encodes 979 amino acids. Lineage: Eukaryota; Fungi; Ascomycota; Eurotiomycetes; Eurotiales; Aspergillaceae.
AUGCUGCGUCGCAACUCCGAUAUCGAGAUUCAGCUGCCCGACAUGGGAGCAACGCCCCUUUCGCCAGUCGUGCUGGCGGAAAUCGAUGAUGUUGAAAUGACUCCCACAGAAGUAGCAAGCCCGCUCACCCUCCCGCCGCACAUCGCCGCUCGUUUCUAUCGCCGUAAUAGCAAGUUCCGACGAUCCUCCACAGCGUCUUCUCGACGCAGCUCUGUCUCGUCCCUCCAUUCACACCACUCGAACGCGUCGUCAAAUGGCCCCUCGAAUGCAGAUAAUCUUGCCCAACAUCUUCGACGCACUUCUAUUAUUGAAUCCCGCAAAGCCAGGCUCGCAGAUCGUGCACUGCACGCCGAGAAGGUGCGGCUGCGAGCCGCACUGGCAAAAGCUGCGACAAGAAAUCUUUACAGUGAGGAGCGUGCCUUGGCCGCCCAGCAGGCACGCGAGCGCCUCCUCGCAGAGAUUACGGCCAAGUGUGAGGAUCAUGUCAAACGGGCCAAGAAGAAAGCCGAGGAUCAACGGGAGAAACUGGCUGCGGAACAUGCUCGGCUACGGCUCGAGAUUGCGGAGAAGUGUGCCGAGGCGGAGAAACGCCGGGCUUUAUACCAGCAAUCUCAUCGGCGUCGCACAAGCAGCUUGCCGGUCGCAGUGGAAAAGAAGAUCGGACGAGCCGUCGUGACGGGCAUGACACAAGAAGCUGCUGCUCAGAAGAUUCAGCGAACGUGGAAGGCGUAUCACGCUAAGACGGUUAUGAAAGAAUUCCGCGCCCUGGGUCUAUCUGUCGACCAGGUCCGCGAAAUGUCUUUUGAGAAGGUUGGCGCGCUACUGUCAAACAAGACCGUGCUCGAGACGACAACGAAGAUUCUCCUCAUCUGUGGCCUGCAAGAUAUGGAGGGCGGUGCUAUGGGUGCACGAGGCGCAGUACGCACCUUCUUGAGCAGUUACCUGAUCGCUACCCAUCCGGCCGAUGUGCUGAGCGGAGACGGUGAGCAGGAGCAGGAUUUGAUCAACAAAGCGCAAGAGCUCCUGGCCGUGUUUGACCAGGUCGCUGCGCUGCUAUUGUCCGGCUGUUGCUCCCCAACUGUUAUUACCUCGGAUUUGCAGGCUCUUCGUGAAUCACACAGUGUCUUUUUCUCUGCAUUUCACGCCUGGAAGUCCCAGGAUUCGACGGUCCUCAUCGACAUCAUGCUGGCACAAUUUGUCGAAUUAGAGCUUAUCUGGCAGACGGUCAAGAAUGAUGAAGCGGGAGGCGCCGCAGAUGACUAUCGUCAGGGCAUUCGGCAGAAUCAAAUCCUUCUCCUGGCCCGACUCAAGCGACUUGCAGGUUCGGACAAAGCCAUGGAAUUGGUCCGACAGUCGCUCAAAAAGGCGAAAAGGGAGAAGAAACGGUUGGCCUCGAAUCAGGCCAUUCCGCGCUCGACCGAGCCUGCAGCUGCUUCCUCAACAGGGGUGCUGAGUGACGGUAUAUCAUCUCCAGCGAAUGAACCCUUGAGUAAUGCGGAUGCAACCGUUCUUCAAGAGCUGGAUGAGCAACGAGCUUCUCCCCAUGAGCGAUUCACAAAGAUCAUGACGGCGCUUCCCGAGAAUCGGGCUUUGGUCCAUGAGCUGCUCCUGAACAAAGAGUACAAGAUCGCAGAGUCGUCGUACACGAAGCCACGACGGCAGGUCAUGGAGUACAUGUGUGAGCAGAUGAGACGGGAUGUCGAAGCAGGGCAAGGUACCGCUUGGACCGUCGCCAUGGCCACGGUGAUCCAGGAUCGACUUUUGCGGUCGCUUCAACCCGGGAAUUCACUCCAUGUGCUGAUCGGUGAAGUGCUGGACCCGAAACUGGUGGAGAACCAAUGUCAGGCAGGCACGUUCUCCUACGAGAACUUCUUCAAUUUCAUGAACACUAUCUUGCCUAGGCUUUGCGCACCCUACCGGGAUCCCAUCGUCAAGGAAUUCGCAGAGGACUUGUCCGGUGAUGCGAUUGACCGGUUGGCAAAGCUCAUGGGCAUCAUCGAUCUGCUCUCGCUGGACCACACUAAUUUCAUGAUACAAGUAGCUGCACCCCAGCUAAUUGAAGAAGCACCGGGGUAUGAGAAGCGAACAUUCGAUAAGGGAAUUGCCGAUGGCUCUAUUACACUUGGCAAGACUAGACGAUUCUGGCGCACGAACUGGAAAGUCACUGUCGAUGAAAUGAAGAAGCGAGAUCCCGAGAAUGUCCACGGGGAGCCUCGACCUCCGUCGUCACGUGUAUAUGCUCAUGGUCUCGUCGACCUGAUUUUGAGUAAUGCCCUGGUCUCUGAGGAUCUUGUUCCAGAAACCCUCGCGCUCGAUCAGCAACGUCUGGAACGUCUGCACGCACGAGCGUUUCAGAUUGUGGCAACAGCGUCCAUUCUUUUGACAGCCAAGAAUCUGCUGAAGCGGGAUGGUCGGUCGCAGUGGAAGACCGAGGCCGAUCGAAUUUUAUCACUUGACUUCAACGAAAUCGCCGCUGAGCGUGUGCAGUCGAUCCUCGAAUCGACGCACCCGAUGCCGUCCUCUGCCAGCGCACAACUUGCGGCGACAAUCAGACGUGUGCUUGGACCCGUUGCGACAGCAAGCUCCUCGGCCGCGGAGCAAGUGAGCGUUCACGUUCGGACGGAAAUAACGUCGGACUGGUCAUCGGCUGAUCAUUCAGCAACCAGCUCCCCCGCCUUGAGCUUCACAGACCCAGUGGCGAAGCUCAUUCUCUCUCGCCUUCGAAGCCACAUCCUUGCUAGAAUGAGUGCAUCAAGUGCAUCUGAGCGGGUGCGAACAACCAGUUCUGCCAGUCAGAGUCUUGCUAGUGCUGGCAUGCCUGAAUUUGUGGGGGAAGUUGGCAAAUUGGUCGAAGAGUUGGAGAAAGUGCGCGAGGUGGAUUGGCUUUGCCACAGCCAUGUGUAUGAACGACUUUAUAAUGAAGGGACUUCGAGUGCGUGA